Pistacia vera is the source of this 781-nucleotide messenger RNA. Its product is annotated as photosynthetic NDH subunit of subcomplex B 5, chloroplastic-like. Lineage: Eukaryota; Viridiplantae; Streptophyta; Magnoliopsida; Sapindales; Anacardiaceae. The coding region runs from base 44 to 700 and encodes 218 amino acids. The record is from RefSeq and is a predicted model, not a curated record. Gene Ontology annotation, cellular component: chloroplast. The transcript is spliced from 5 exons. Gene Ontology annotation, biological process: response to oxidative stress.
CUAUAAAACAUGGAGCUAAAAAGAAGAAGAUGAUAGAAGAGAGAUGGCAGUUUGUUCAUCUUCAUCACUCUCUGUUUUCUCUGUCAAUUCAGUUCCCAAAACCAGUUCUAAGAACUCUGACAUCAAUCUCAAACUAAACAAAGCUUCUUAUAAUGUCGGAUUGUACGGAAAAUCUAGUGGUCGAAGUGGGCUCACAAAGUUGAAUGCAGGUGGGAAGCUGAAUCUCAUCGAGCCAGAUCUCAACGAAGAUCCAGUUGACCGUUGGGCCACAUUCGGUGUUAGCCCUGAAGAUUUUAAAUAUGGAGAGUAUGAUGGGCACCAUACUUACUUCGAAACCGACGAGAGAGGAUCAUUUUGGGGAGCAAUUGCCGACGAUGUCAGGGCCACAGAACCGCCAUCAGGCUUUCAAGGAUUUAUAUCAUGGGCUUUCCUCCCUGCAGUUGCUGCAGGAAUGUAUUUCAAUGUUCCGGGGGAGUACUUGUUCAUUGGAGCAGCUGUUUUUGUUACAAUUUUCACCAUAUUUGAGUUAGAUAAGCCGGACAAACCCCACAACUUUGAGCCCGAGAUAUACAAUAUGGAAAGGGGAGCUCGUGACAAGUUAAUCAAUGACUACAAUACCAUGAGCAUCUGGGAAUUCAAUGAGAAAUAUGGACACCUCUGGGAUUUCACAGUGAAGGUGGAAGAAACAACAAAGAGAUAAUUUCCUCUGAUGAAUAGGGAUUGUAAUUGUUACUCUAUAAGCAAAAUUAGAAUGCAAGGUAUAGUUCAUAUUUUCCUCUCA